CUGCUAAGAACGCUUACUCUACCGAUGUAAAAACUGUGAAUACUGAAUAGUCAUCGCAAUAUCAUUCAUAUGUUACUUACAUCACAGUGAUUCAUAGAUUUUGAAAAAGACAGGAACCUUUAGAAUAUUCGAGACUUUGAUGAUCCCUAGAUCUAUAUAUAAGCCGAACAGAAUAAAAUAUCUCAUUUAUCUCUGCUAACAAAAUGGACUCCAAGCAAUCCUCAUCAAAUGUCAAGGUUUACAUUUAUGAUAUCUCCAUGGGAAUGGCCAGAGCAAUGUCACAAGGAAUUCUAGGCCGACAGAUAGAUGGGAUCUGGCAUACAGGUAUUGUUGUUUAUGGACAGGAAUAUUUCUUUGGAGGAACAUCUGGGAUAGAGGCUUGUCCCCCAGGUGGAACAGUCCUUGGUAAACCAUUACAAGUUGUUGAGCUGGGCAACACUGAAAUUCCUUUCGACGUCUUCAUGGAUUAUCUACAGGAGCUGUCAAAAUCAACCUACAAGCCAGAGACCUACCACUUGUUCCACCACAACUGCAACAACUUUUCCUCUGACCUAGCCCAGUUUUUAACAGGGAAAGAUAUACCAUCACACAUAACCAGCUUGCCACAGGACGUUCUCAGCACGCCAUUUGGUGCAAUGAUACAACCAUUCGUAGAAGCAAUGCAUGUACAGGGUGGACACUCACCAUUUAAUUCUUAACCCAGAUGGCAUCUAGACUAAUUUAGAUGUGAUGGACUGGGGAUUAGAACUAUUUUAAACUCAGGAGUGAAUGACAAUGGUGUUCAGAUCAAUGUGCAUAAUGUGUCCCUUGUUUGCCCUCUGAAUUGAAUGUUUUCAAAAAUAUGUGAUUAUUUAUUUAUGCUGAUGUUAUUUUAAGUCUUAAAUGACUUAAUUUGGGGCAGAACCAUAAUUAAGUAUGAGGUUCUCGGUCUAGUAGAGACACUAUUUUAAAUUUCUUCAUGAUAUUCAUCAACAUUUUUACUUUAGUUAGCAGGGCAAUCACUACAAAAUUCAAGUCCUUAUAAAAAUAUAUUUAAGUGUGCCUGCAAAUUAACCUUUUCAUUUUAUCAAUACAUGGAGAUGAGUUUCUUUAAAUUCAUCUGGAUUAUCAAAACAAAAAGCUAAUUGAAAAUUAAAAUAUUAUUUUAACUAACUCAUAAAGUAUAAUUCAAUGUUAUUUUUAUUUAAAAAUGUAUUAUUUGCACUACCUAAUACAGAUGUUAUUUUUUACACAUUUUUUUUCUUUUCCUUACCUGCAAUAAUUGAGUUAUAGGGACAUUGAUUUCAGCUUGUCAAUUAUUGUUCACAGGAAGAGAUUUAAGUGCUGACAUAGACACAUUAAAUAUUGCAUAAUGUCAAAUUUACUUUUUUAAGCACACAUGUAAUAUUGUGGCAGAUUUUAACAAUACACUUUUAAUAAAGAUUGAUGUAUUUGUGAGCUUAAUUAUUUCUGAAAAAAAACCUCAUUUUCCAUUAAACAGCCUAGCUACUUAC
Molecule: messenger RNA, 1493 nt
Organism: Physella acuta
Lineage: Eukaryota; Metazoa; Mollusca; Gastropoda; Physidae
Product: desumoylating isopeptidase 1
Biological process (GO): protein modification by small protein removal
Molecular function (GO): peptidase activity
Source: RefSeq, a predicted model, not a curated record